Messenger RNA from Neolamprologus brichardi, 1075 nucleotides. RefSeq names its product beta-1,3-galactosyltransferase 1. Lineage: Eukaryota; Metazoa; Chordata; Actinopteri; Cichliformes; Cichlidae. Gene Ontology annotation, molecular function: N-acetyl-beta-D-glucosaminide beta-(1,3)-galactosyltransferase activity. Gene Ontology annotation, biological process: protein O-linked glycosylation. The record is from RefSeq and is a predicted model, not a curated record. Gene Ontology annotation, cellular component: Golgi membrane.
UUACUGGGGCUGCACACCGGGGAGGAGGUGGAGCAGGUCCAACAGCAAGUACUUCAGGAGAGCAAAGAGCAUCACGACCUGAUCCAGAGCAACUUUGUGGACUGCUACAAGAAUCUCACCAUUAAGACCAUGGUGAUGCUGGAGUGGCUAACUGCACACUGCUCCAGCCCCUCUUAUGCUAUGAAGAUUGAUUCAGACAUGUUUCUGAAUGUACAUAAUCUUGUCAGUAUGCUCUUGAAUGCUCAAAAAGCAAACUAUAUGACUGGGCUUGUGGCAAGAGGCGCUACAGUACUGCGAAAUCCAAGCUCUAAGUGGUACCUACCUCAUGACAUUUAUGCUCCGCCACAGUACCCCCGCUAUGCUCUGGGCCUGGGCUACAUUUUGUCUUUAGACCUCCCAAAAAAGCUCAUUGAGGCAUCCAGACAUGUUAAAGCAGUUUACAUUGAGGAUGUGUAUUUAGGGUUGUUAAUGCAGCACCUGGGCAUUCCUCCCACUGACCCCCCAAACUGGGGUUACUUCCAUGUAAUUCCUUUGGCAUAUAAUCGAUGUGCCUUCUCCGGGAUAGUAGCCACCACAACUGAUCCACACACUAACCGUGAGCAGAUUUGGAAUGACUUUAAAAAACCAGGCCCAUACUGCUAACCUUAAACUAGAAAAAAUAAAAUAAAAAUGCAACAUGAAACAACAGGGCAGACUUUUCAUGACUCUUUAAAAAAAUAUGUAUUUUUAUAUUCACAUAUAGGCUAUUAUGAUACUCAUGUAAAAUCCCCUAAUCUCAAAUUUUAUUGAAACUGAACUAGUAUUGUUCCACUGUAUAUUUAAACUACACAGUCAGCCGUUUUAUGUAGUUUAUUAUUUAAGGAGUGACAUUUUUUUAUCUGAUCUUUAUCUUUGUUAAUCAAGUUUAAAAACUGUGAAAACAUGCAGUCACACCUGUUCUUAAGACUUUACAAAACAUGAUCCCUGACUGUGUUCUCACGUUACAGUCCUCUCUGUGUUCACAGUUUCUAGGAAAUGGAAGGUACACAUAAAAGAAACACAUAUCCUUAAGCAUAUUGACCUUACAGUGUAUUAA